UCUUCCAUUUUCCACUCUCUCUCUCUCUCUCUCUCUCUUCGUUCUUCGUCUUCUUCCUUCCAAAAAAGCCUAUAAUUUCACUGCUUCUUCUUCUUCGAUCUGGGUCGUCUGAGCCACGCUUUUCCUUUCUCUCUCUUCAUCGACCUGAUUUCUCUCUCUCUCCUUGUUCUUCACUGGUUUUCGGAAUAGGGGUUUGGGCGUAAAAGAACUGUAGCGGAGAUCUUUUUGUUUUUUGUGGGUGUGAACGGAAACAGUAUGCGGUGGUGGCUGACUUUGUCUGUUGAUGUUUUCCGCAAAGUCAUCUCUUUGAACUUGUAUUGUAAAGUAAUUCUGUAAUCUCUCUUUACAAUUUCGAAGUCCCUUUCAAAAUCUUUCAGCCUUAUUAUCAGUUAUUUCCCAUGGGGUCCAGAUUUUUCAUCGUCGUUCCUUGUUAUGUCCGGCAGAUUAGCUGAACAUUAGCUAACUAAUUACCGAUUACCCGCCUCAAAUCUUUUGUCGGUUUUUCCUUUUUUGGUAGUGGGUUAGUUUAGCUGAAGUUAGAGUACAAACUUUUUCUUUUAAGUAAGUUUCUUCCUGGUUGUUCUGUCGUUUGGUGUUUUCUGGUGAUUUGUUUGAUUCUCUUUUGUUCUAUUUAGCCAAAGUCUGUCUUUUGUGUAUUACCCAAGUGCUGGAGAUAUUGUCCUUGGAAGAAGAUUGUGUUUUUUUUUCCCAUCGUAUUGAAGGGCUGGAAAGUAGUGAUGGUGUGCCAAGCAGCGAGUCAAACAAGAUUUCGGGCAUUGAAACACGAAAAUGGGAUUGCUGGGAGUGCAACCAUUAUAGUUAGAGUUAUAGCAUGCUUUCAACCUCUCCAGGACUGCCAGGCUGAAUAUUUCCGUCAUUUGCUAAAACCUGUUACGUAGAUAAAGUUUAUGCCUUCUGUAGUCAAGUUAAGCUGGAGUAUUUAGUUAUUUUCCUUGUUGGUGUAAGAAAGAGAGUAAUCAGCAUCUAGUUGUACAUACGUCGUUCUGGUAAUUGUUUUGGUUGAAUGGGUGAAGAUUGUGGAGCCUGGCAUCCCAAGCUUGGCAUUAAUUGGCAAUCACCCUAUCUUAAUUCUUUGGGUGCCCCAUUGGACUUGGGACAGUCUGCGUGUAUGAAUCCGAGCACAAAUAUGAUGUCCACAAAUGGUACUUUUUGCAGAUAUCCAUUGUCGGAGGCUCCUAAUUUGCGGGUUGGACAAGCGAAUGAACCUAAUGAUUGGUUUUAUUGCUUGCCCCGUUUCAGACAGGCCUUCGCACCCGCUCCAAACUCCAUUCUCCAAGAGAAACUUCCGGCCUUCUGUCAUGAAAGUUGUAGGGAGACCCUGAAGCCAAAUGUAGAAUCUGAAUGUGCUCAGAAGAGAUUCCUCGUUGUUGAUCAAUCAGGAGACCAAACAACUUUAAUCUUUAGUCCUGGGGUCGGUGCUUCGGUUCGUUGUCUUGCAUCUUGGAAGCGAAAUUCUGAUGGUCCUUAUAAUCUGUGUAUGGAGGAUCCUAGAACUGAAAGAGUCUUGAAAAAUCUCUCUGAUCCGGUUUUAACUGACGAAUUUAAUGACAAUGAUGAAAAUGGUGGGGAAAGUGAGAUGCAUGAAGACACAGAAGAACUUGAUGCCUUGCUUUACUCGGAAGAUGAAGAUGGCAAUUCCACCGAGGAUGAUGAAGUUACUAGCACGGGUCAUUCACCCAGCACAAUGACAUCGUAUGAUAAGCAAGAUUGGUUUGAAGGAAGCACCGAUGAUUUCGCUAGUUCUGUUAAAAUUACUAAGAAGCGGAAGCUUUUUGAUGGAGGUUAUGAUGUUAAACCAUUCCUCGAUGACACUGCAAGUUCUGUAAAAUGGAGCAGAUCAAUUGAGUUAGAGGACGAUGCCGAAUCUAGUUGUGCCAAUGCUAAAAGUUCUGGGUUGAGAGAAAUUGACUUCAUGUCCCGCAACAAGAAGAUAAGAAAGGAAAAGAUUCGGGAAACCGUUGGCAUUCUGCAGAGUAUAAUUCCCGAUGGCAAAGGCAAAGAUGCGAUUGUGGUCCUCGAAGAAGCCAUCCAGUACUUAAAAUACUUAAAGCUCAAAGCUAAAGCUUUUGGAAUUGAUGCUCUCUGAGUUUCAGUUCCUUUGUGUGGUGGUACGUUGUAUCUGUAAUUUUUAUAUUAGCAGUUCCUCAAUUAGAAGUCCAUAAAGGGUCUAUGCCGAAUAAGUCCAGUACAUAUGCCAUGGACAUGAGUUUCCUGAGUUAGAUGAUGAUAAAUGCUUUUGGUCGUGAAGGAAGCCCGAACCCUUUUAGCGUUUUUCUUUUCUUCAAUGAUUAGAUUGGAAUUUUGGCUUGUGUCUUCAGUGUGAUCGCUCAAGUUGGACUAGAAGGAUAAAAGAGUGGCGAUCAUCAGUCUCUGAAGCGUUUUAGCGAAAGUAUCACUUGCGUUUGGGCAUGGAAGUGGUUCUGUGGUCAGAGAAGACUUGAAGUUGAUUCCAGCUAGAAGAGAGUGGUAUUGGUGCGCACCCCCUUUGCUGUCCUGGGGCCCUCGUCAUCGUCUUUCUUUUGCCCUUUUGGUAUUUUCUUGUCAAAUCCAACUUUUUUGUGGGGUUUUCUUGUUCUUAUGAUGCAUCAAAAAUUUGCACGAGCGACGCAGCUUCUCCUUUCCACAUUGCUACUUGCCGACGGGGCCCAAGUUCCAGAUCCCUCAUUUUACUAGCGUCCCCGCUUUGCUUUUCAUCUGGUUUGCUAGCCAUUUUAGCUAGAGAAACCAAUUCAUUGUUUGGAAACUCGUAUUCAGACGUGUUUGUACCUGGUAGGAUGUUAAUUAUUGUUGUUUGGUCAAGUAUUUGUUUGUUGUUCUUGUUAAAUAUUGCUAUGGUGGUUUCGGUUGUUAGAGGUGAUGAUAAAGUUAGGUGUGAUUUAAUUUUGCUUUGGCCUUAUUGUUGGCCGUAUGUCUCUGUACUUAAGUCGCAUGCUAGCAUUUAUUGUAUGAGACAGCGAUAUAUUUGCAUAUUUGUGAUACCUUUCUCUC
This is a messenger RNA of Morus notabilis, 3009 nucleotides long. RefSeq names its product transcription factor bHLH145. Lineage: Eukaryota; Viridiplantae; Streptophyta; Magnoliopsida; Rosales; Moraceae. The record is from RefSeq and is a predicted model, not a curated record. The coding region runs from base 1025 to 2107 and encodes 360 amino acids. The transcript has 4 exons. Gene Ontology annotation, molecular function: protein dimerization activity.